Messenger RNA from Ricinus communis (castor bean), 1099 nucleotides. Its product is annotated as dehydration-responsive element-binding protein 1B-like. Gene Ontology annotation, molecular function: DNA-binding transcription factor activity; DNA binding. Gene Ontology annotation, biological process: regulation of DNA-templated transcription. Lineage: Eukaryota; Viridiplantae; Streptophyta; Magnoliopsida; Malpighiales; Euphorbiaceae. The transcript is spliced from 2 exons. The record is from RefSeq and is a predicted model, not a curated record. Bases 1 to 789 code for a protein of 262 amino acids.
AUGCAAAACGUCAAAUUCUGGAAUGGAGAAAAUGAUUCGUCUUCAACGUGCAAGCUUUCGCCAUGCAGUCCAUGCAGCCAUAUUUCUCACCAGGCAACACUGGCUCCAGCAAAGAAGAGGAAAGCAGGGAGGACCAAGUUCAAGGAGACUAGGCAUCCGAUUUAUAGAGGUGUAAGGCGAAGAAAUGGGAAUAAAUGGGUAUGUGAAGUUAGAGAACCGAACCUGAAAUCAAGAAUAUGGCUAGGGACAUACCCUACCCCAGAAAUGGCAGCUAGGGCACAUGAUGUUGCUGCUUUGGCAUUCAGAGGAGAGUUUGCUUCUCUCAACUAUCUUGAUUCAGCUUGGAUACUGCCACGACCAAAGUCGUCUUCUCAUGAAGAUAUUAAAAGGGCUGCUCUUGAAGCUGCUGAGGCUUUCAAGCCAAGUUCUACUGAUCUAUCCUCAACAUCACCACCAUCGUCUUCUUCUUGUUCGUCUGCGUCUUCUAAGCCAAGCCAUGAAGAUGAUUUGAGAUUUUCAUUGAUGGACACCCAAGAUGAGAAUGAAAAGAAAGUUCUUAAUAAUGGAAACUCUUCUUCCAUGAAUAUAGAGCCUUGCCCUAAUGUCUCCAUUGAGAUUCGCAACGAGUGUUCUGUCACUUCAUUCUUGGAUGAUGAGGCAUUGUUUAAUAUGCCAGUUUUACUUGACAGCAUGGCAGAAGGUCUAAUCCUUACCCCACCAUCUAUCAGAAGAGGGUUUAAUUGGGAUGACAUGGCUUUUGCUGUGGACUUGACCUUGUGGAGAGACUAGUUUUAUAAAAUUAAUUUCAUUAGAGAUUUCAAUUGCCUUUUCUUUUUUAAUCAAUCGGCUCGUCAUGUCAUUAGUUAGUGAUUCUAAUUUUGGAAUCCUAUAAUUUGGGGAACGAUCUAUUUUGGUCCAUAAGAAAUUACUCUACAUUUUCAGAUAAUGUUUAUUUUAUUAUACCACUAAAUUAAAUUUCAUGAUAUUAAUAAUAUCCAUAGAUCAAAGCUCAUUAAUUAACGAAUAAAGUAAAACUUAUUUAUCAGUUUGUGAUUGUGGUCUGAACUCUGGAAAUUCUGGAUAAUAGUUUAUGAUUUAG